CACAUCAUUACUUGCUACUAAUCUAUCCCCCACCCAGGGAUAUCUUGCUUAUCCAUUAACAUCGCCGAGAGAAUAACAAUACCCAUUGAUAAAGAAGCAAGCCAUUAGCCAUGACUGCGACAGGAACGAGCGUUUCGCUCCUCAAGUUUGUGGGCACCGUCUCGCUGGGCUUACUGACGGGUGUCUCUUAUUCCAUCACCUCUCUCGCCCUUCCUGUCCUACUCCGACUUCCCUCUUCUAACUCCGCCUCCCACGGUCUCACCUCUCUAAACGCUGCUCUCAAGACACCCAUCCUCGCCCUCACUUCUCUCGCCUCUGCGCCCUUCCUCAUCAGCUUUGCUCUCGCUCCCCGCUCCUCUCGCCACCCUUACCUUCUCUAUACAGGUCUCCUCGCCACCCUCUCAUUCGUCGCUCCCCUUCUAAUCCCCGCGCCUGCUCCCCGACAUGUCGCAUCAUCGGCGCCUCGGCAAUCCCCAAGAGCUAAAAUGGAGGCUAGCUACGAGGUUUUAGGCGACGCUCACAGUGAGCCUGCCAGUGAGGAAGAUAUUGAUGAUAUCAACGGCGAGGGGGUGAGAGUGGAGGUGGAGGGCCUUGUCCACAGCUACAUUGCACGAACAGCCUUCUCUGCUCUGGGUUUCACCAUGGCAGUUAUUGGAAUCUGGGGUGAUGGUGCACCUCAGGCAGUUGUCUAUGUCUCAUAGGAGAGUUUGACACACUUUUGCGAUUUGCUUUACAAGUUGAGAGAGAUAAGUUAAACACAAUGGCGUUCCCAUUUUCUUUUACGAAUGAUAUUUCAUGAUUAGUUAGGACCAUCUCAUAUCAAC
This is a messenger RNA of Fusarium oxysporum Fo47, 824 nucleotides long. RefSeq lists its product as uncharacterized. Gene Ontology annotation, biological process: autophagy of mitochondrion. The coding region runs from base 111 to 701 and encodes 196 amino acids. The transcript has 2 exons. Lineage: Eukaryota; Fungi; Ascomycota; Sordariomycetes; Hypocreales; Nectriaceae. Gene Ontology annotation, cellular component: mitochondrion. The record is from RefSeq and is a predicted model, not a curated record.